Messenger RNA from Candidula unifasciata, 3045 nucleotides. NCBI's taxonomy places the organism in Eukaryota, Metazoa, Mollusca, Gastropoda, Stylommatophora, Geomitridae. The record is from the annotation of a GenBank genome assembly.
AUGACGGAGCCAGAAGGCGACAACAUUCCCAAUGUUGAUAAGACAGUUUACAUACAGCAAGAUGAUCAAACUCUGAUAUCUGACACAGAUGAUGGUGAUGACCUGCAUGUCUGUCGCAAGUGUAACAAAAUAUUUAAGAGCUUGGAAGAAUAUCUAGAACAUAAAGUCAAAUAUGAGAAUUACCGCAUUUCUCAAACCCGGUCAAAAUUGGAUCGUAGGAUGGUUCUGCCACAGCUGGUACAGAAACAGAAGAGAAAAGACAAAAAGGAAAAGGUGGAGGUUUCAGAGAAGAAUGAAGUUCAGAUUAUUGCACAACAAGAAGGAAUAGACUCCGCUAAGUCUGCUGCUUUUGUCAUUAUUGGCUGUGAUCUGUCGUUAGAUAAGUCUCCAGUUAAACUAGAAGGUGUUACAGAAGUGAAACAAGAGAAUGCAUUGGAUGAGCAGUUGCCAAAGAAACGAGGGCGAAAAAAGAAGUCAGUUGUCUUAGAGGCGCCAACAGUUAAGGAUGUUGUGGAGGUCCUGUACCCCUGUACACAGUGUGACAAGAAGUUCAGAAGGGAAGCGACUCUGCGCUGGCACAUAAAAUAUGAGCAUCGGGAUGACAAAGAAAACGGAGAAGACUCAGAGGGUGAAUAUUUAGAAGAGGUAUCGGCAGAAAAUGAUGGAGACUUCAAAAUAGACAUAAAAGGAGAGGAGGGGGAAACUAUUCACUUUACCUUGGAUGAUGGUAAGAACCCUCAAGAAAUACAUGUCAUCAUCGAACAACCUGGCGAUGUCAGCAAGCUGCAUGGAGCUGAAGAGCAAGACGGAGGUGUUUCUAAUCUGCCUUGUAAACAGUCUGCAGUCAGACCGAGGGAGUUGGACCGGCCAUUUCCUUGUGAGAUAUGUGGCAGAUGCUUCAAGGAGAUUACUGUUUUGAAAGCACAUGGUGUUGUCCAUUCCAAUGAAAGAAAAUAUGUGUGUACAGCUGACAACUGUCCGUAUGGCUUUAAGACAAAGGGUGGUCUUGUGAGGCACAUGCGGCGGCACACAGGUGAGCGUCCCUUCACCUGUGAGAGUUGUGGCAGAGCUUUCUCUGAGUCUGGAGCUCUAUCACGUCAUAUGAAAUCCAGGCGCAAUUGUGCUCAAACCCCUGAUUCUGCCUAUCCUCGAUACAUGAAAAACUGGACAUACCAUCCAAACAUCCCAGCAGUUAUUGACCCAUCACAGCGAGAUGUCUUUCAAGGGCGAAGCACUCUGCAGCACCCUGUGAACCUAACCGAGGCUGAGGAAACGGGAGGAGAAAUUCAUUAUCUGAUUACAGGCAGCACUGAGGGCAGUGUUGUGACUGCUGAAAUUAUCACACGCCAUGCAAGUGUUGUUGAAGCUGUGACCACCAGAGGGCCAGACCUGGAGAUUGUUACAACUGUUACUGCUCAGCAGGGCUUCAGUGAGCAUACACACAUUCCUGACUCCACACAGGAACAUGGUGUUGCACUUGAGUCACCACAAGAUGUGGAUUCGUUAGACUCGAAACAUAAUGUUGAAGCUCAGUCCCUCAGGCCAACUCAGUGUCGUGUGUGCAGAAAGGACUUGAAAACAAUAGAGGGUUUAGAAAUUCACCUGAGAAGCCACUUGGCAGAUCAGCCCGCUCGUUGUGUUUUGUGUCACUUCCUGUCCCACGACAGAGAGGAGCUGCGACAGCAUAAUUUGUCUAUGCACAGCGAUUCCUUAAAUGAUAUUGAAGCCAGUGUGUUAGCCAUGGAAGAGGAAGAAGGGGGAUUAAAAGGUGAAUCUUUUCAAGACAAAAAAGCUGCUACCAGGGAUGCACUUAUAGCUGUCAGAGAGUUAUACAAUCUGAAAAAACAGAAUACAUCUGUGAAGGAGGAGAAGUCUUGUCCCACAGCCAGUGGGACUCCACAGUGUAUGGUAUGCAGCCGUUAUUUCAGAGGCAACGGUUAUCUUCUACAGCAUAUGCGUACACAUAUAGGUGAUCGACCUUAUCAGUGCAGCAUCUGCAGCCGCAGCUUCACUUCACGUGACAUUCUGAAGAAACAUAUGUUCGUUCACAAAGAACAGCGUGACUUUAAAUGUGGGGAAUGUGGGAAACUGUUCAAGCGCCUGGCGCAUGUACAACAGCAUUUUCGCAUCCACUCACAGGAACGGACGUAUCGAUGUUCCGUGUGUGAUAAACCAUUCAAAACUCAGAACUCACUGACGGUUCACAUGCGGACUCAUUCUGGGGUGAAUCCGUACAGAUGCCAUGUGUGCAACAAACACUUCAGAGAGCGGGGUUCAUUGCAGAGACACAUGAGACUUCACACGGGAGAGAAGCCCUACAAAUGUCCACUGUGUAAAAGGGCUUUUGCUGAACAUGGAACUUUAUCCAGGCAUCUCAAGGCUAAAGUGCCAUGCUCUACCAACCACAUCAGUGCGGACAUGGACCACAGCCUGUGUAGCAGCUCCACCAUGCUGACCCAGUUCUCCACAGUGGUAGCCAACACACAACAGUACAUCCAGGCAGCAGACACCAGCACACAGUAUAUCCAACAGGUUGGGGACAGUCAACAGUUGAUGUUACCAUCAGUGCAGGAGGUUAAUGAAGGGUAUGUGGUUUUGGACACUACAGAUAAACAUUCAGAGGGCAUGAUUGAAAAUGUGGAGGUCAUCACUGAGGAGGAACUACCACAGACAGAAAGGCCUGAUUAUUAUGAUGGUCAGGAGACUGAAACCCUUCAAAUUGUGGACUCAGACACUGGAGAGUCGGUGAUCAUCAUGGCAGACAAAUCCAUUGUGGAUUUAAUCCGAGAACAGCAGCUUCUGUUUGAGUCAGGAGAGACAGGAAGUAGCUUGCAGAAGAUCAAAGACAUCCUGCAUGCAGCUGGAAAUGUGACCUCUGUUUUUAAAGACGAUUUCUCGGUUGAACUUGAAUCACAGGAAGUUGAUAGUGGUGCUGAACAGCAAGAAACAGUUAUAGAAAUGCUCGAUGCUGAAAUGCCAGAACAAGACAGUAACACUAGUCAGAGACAAACAGGCUGCACUACUUCUACUGCUGCUGCUCAGUAG